Daucus carota subsp. sativus is the source of this 1123-nucleotide messenger RNA. RefSeq names its product tropinone reductase homolog. The coding region runs from base 175 to 984 and encodes 269 amino acids. The transcript is spliced from 5 exons. The record is from RefSeq and is a predicted model, not a curated record. NCBI's taxonomy places the organism in Eukaryota, Viridiplantae, Streptophyta, Magnoliopsida, Apiales, Apiaceae. Gene Ontology annotation, molecular function: oxidoreductase activity.
UUCAAGGAUUUUGGAUUUUACGUACAAUCCACUGACCCUUAACAAAUUCUCAACAUCAUUUUCACUCAGUGUCACAAACAUGGAAUUAUUACUAUUACUCUGCUACAUAAGGCAAUAAGCUAGCUGCAUACCAGUUCAUUUCUGUUCAAGACUUCAAGCUGGUUCAGAAUAUCAAUGGCCAAGACAAUUACAGGUAGCGGUGGAGAUAAACGAUGGUCUCUCGACGGAGCAACCGCCCUCGUCACUGGUGGAACUCGUGGCAUAGGGCAUGCAAUUGUAGAGGAGCUAGCAGGGUUUGGAGCAUCGAUUUAUACAUGUUCUCGCAACCAGCAAGACAUUGAUAAGUGUAUAGAGGAAUGGAGAAUCAAAGGUUUUACAGUUACAGGAUCAGUAUGUGACUUAAAAUCGCGAUCUCAACGGGAGGAAUUAAUGAAUUCUGUGGCCUCUGCUUUCGAUGGAAAGCUCAAUAUUUUGGUUAAUAAUGCUGCAAUAGUUGUGGUCAAGGAGACGACAGAGUUCACAGCCGAAGAUAUGUCUAACAUGAUGAGUAUUAAUUUCGAGGCGUCUUAUCAUCUGUGUCAGAUUGCACAACCGUUACUAAAGGCAUCAGGAACCGGGAACAUUGUGUUCAUUUCCUCAGUUGCUGGAGUUGUAGCUUUGCCUAUGCUUUCUAUUUAUUCGUCGUCAAAAGGAGCAAUCAACCAACUGACCAAAAGUUUGGCGUGCGAAUGGGCCAAGGACAAUAUUCGUGUUAAUUGUGUGGCGCCAUGGGUGAUCAAAACUUCGAUUCUUGCAGAUAUUGAAAGGCAGUCUCCAGGAUACAUGGAGAAGCUUGAUGGCAUGGUCUCCCGGACUCCAAUUCGCCGCCCUGGAGAACAAACUGAAGUUUCGGCAUUAGUCAUAUUUCUUUGCCUACCAGCAGCUUCGUACAUUACUGGCCAGAUAAUCUGCGUUGAUGGAGGCCAUUCUGUUUGCGGUUAUUGACCAGAAAUUAAAUAUACUCAUUCAAGAGCUUUCUUUGUAAUUAUCAGAGCAUGCAUAUUGUACUCUGCAUUCCUUUGUUUAACGUCCAUUUGGAUAUUGUUUAAGUGCAUCAAUUUGAAGGUUUUGGAUGUUAUUUAAA